AUGGGGUCGUCCAGUGUGAAAUCGACCAGAGUUUUGCGUUCUGCUGCUCGUGAGAAUCUAAAGACGCCACAAGAGCCAGUCUUAUCAGAUCUGAUUAACACGGCCAGAGCGGGUCAACCAACCCAGAAAGCCACGAGCGUUGAGCAAGAUGCACUGUUGCCACCAGCACCAAUGAAGCGCAAAGCCCAUGAAAUCGCAGAAGAAGAUAUUUUCUAUCAAGCUGAGAAGGAGAGAAAGGUGAAGAAACCGAAAGUCACAAAUGAGGAAAAACGACUUCGCAGGUUCAGACCCAAGCCACCUCAGUCGUUCCAUGAUAUCUACGACCGGGCUCUUUCUCAGCGCUUUUACGUGCUUAGUCGAGUCAGAGGAGGAACCCAAGAUUGCCCCGAGGAAGAUGUUGAGAUGACAGGAUCGACUGGAAACAUCUACACUGUUCAUGUUGGAAAACAGCCGCGAUGUACGUGCCCUCACCAUGAGAAGGGUCAUCAGUGCAAGCACAUCCUCUACGUAAGUAUCACACCUGAAUCGUCGAGCGCGUUGUUGACACAGAUUAAGGUUAUGAAGCAAGUUCUGAACGCGCCUUUUAAUCUCGUCUACCAACUCGCGCUUCUGAGCACUGAACUUCAAGCAAUCUUUGCCUCAGCACCUCCCAUUUCGGCACCUGGACAAGCAGAGUCCGACAAGCGCAAGCCCAUCGAUGGCGAUUGCCCUAUCUGCUACUGUGAGCUUGACGAGAAGAACCAAGAGUCUAUCGUUUGGUGCGCUGCCGCCUGUGGUCAGAACAUUCACGAGGAGUGUUUCAGAAUGUGGGCGCAGACAAAGGCUGGCGGGAAAGUGACUUGCCCCAUGUGUCGCAGUGUCUGGAAGGGUGACGAGAAGCUUGUUGCAAAAGUUCAGAAGGAUAAAGGCGCCGUGGAGGAGGGAUAUGUCAAUGUUGCGGACCAGCUUGGCAUCAGCCGUGAGAGAGACGUCGAGACCCGAACUGGGAGGGUAACAGUUCUUGGCAUGGAGGGUGGUGAAGACCGUCGUCGUACGGUACAGACGCGAAACGAGCGGUUCAUUCGCUCUAUUAUGCGACAGGAUCAACGCCGUGUUCAUUUUUCCUUCGUCGAAAAGUAUGAUGGCAGGAGUUUUGCUCUUUAUUUGUAA
Fusarium musae is the source of this 1149-nucleotide messenger RNA. RefSeq lists its product as uncharacterized. Lineage: Eukaryota; Fungi; Ascomycota; Sordariomycetes; Hypocreales; Nectriaceae. The transcript is spliced from 2 exons. Bases 1 to 1149 code for a protein of 382 amino acids. Gene Ontology annotation, molecular function: ubiquitin protein ligase activity; zinc ion binding. The record is from RefSeq and is a predicted model, not a curated record.